AUGGCUUCUUCUGUCUAUGCAUAUGCGCUUAUUUUCUUGUGCAUAUCCAUCGAGAUUUCUCCGAGCGUCUCACAAUUACUUGAAGGUGGCGGCCUUUUUCCAGGUUUAGGGGGUCAUGUUGGUAAUGAUCUUCUUCCGGGUAUCCCAAAAUGUUUAGCAACGGUGUUAAAUGUUCCUGGAUGUGUUGAGGAACUUAUAACAUCUUUCUUAAGUAUUCAACCUCGAUUGAUUAGUCCUCAAUGUUGCAAAGCUGCAUUACACUUUGAGGAUAGUUGUUUGCCUAAGAUUUUUCCUUUGAGUUCGUUUUUCCCUUUUACACUUAGGAGUCUCUGCCCCAUUCAGGGUUCAUUACCACCAACACCCCUUCAAGCUCCAAUUCCAACAGCAGCACGCAAAGUUAAGAACUAA
Lycium ferocissimum is the source of this 408-nucleotide messenger RNA. RefSeq lists its product as uncharacterized. The transcript has a single exon. The coding region runs from base 1 to 408 and encodes 135 amino acids. The record is from RefSeq and is a predicted model, not a curated record. Gene Ontology annotation, cellular component: extracellular region; vesicle. Gene Ontology annotation, biological process: regulation of double fertilization forming a zygote and endosperm; double fertilization forming a zygote and endosperm; regulation of protein localization to cell surface. NCBI's taxonomy places the organism in Eukaryota, Viridiplantae, Streptophyta, Magnoliopsida, Solanales, Solanaceae.